CGGCGACCAUAAUACGAUUUUAGCAGGAUUGAAAUCAAGGUUAUCAGCCUAUCUCAGUCCUAUCCCAUUAUCCUCAAUGUAAGAUUCAUCAGUGUACACCGAGAUUGUCUGGUUACUCUUAUUAAAGUCCCCUUCCUAUGAACGUACAACGAAUACAGUGAUCCUGUCUUUACCCGAUGAUCCAACAUGCCAUGGUUUCCGGAGAAUGCCCCCAUGAGUACAAUUAUCACUGUGGUGUGUUGUCUGCUUUUCCUCAGCAUCGGACCAAGCCUAACAGAAGAUAAUUAUAGAGAAAAGAGAAUAGCUAUACUGGGAACCACAGUGAUCCCAGCAGCCUCCGUCGACCUUUCCCAGUUCAACUUUACUGAUCUGGUGAACGGGAUGCUCAGCAAGGCCCUGAAAGGGACCAGAAGCUUUUUCUCCUUCUUGAGUGUGACGUCAUACAGCUCCUUCGCCUUCCAUAAGGUGUCAAUCCUUAUUUAUAACAUUUCUAAUUUGAAAGCUGUAGACUACCACAAAUUUCCCAUGAGGUAUUGCUACUGUUUAAACAACAGGACAAAUGACUUGGCAGAUUACACACUGUUGCUACUAGAUAUCAUUGGAAAUUCAUCCAGCUCACUUAAGGAACUCUUCAAAUCUACUUCCAUUGUCUCAGUAAGCCAGAGCAAUGAGUCAGAUUGCAUAUAUUUCUGUGUGAUGACAGGCAGAACAGGAAGAAAUUUAUCUGACCUCUGGGAUUUGACACAGAAGUCGCCUGUCGUCAAUCUCACCUUCCCCCAGAAUUUCUCCUCCGCGCUGGAUUUAGAUUCUAUUCUUCCAAACUUGAUCACGUCGGCUGAAAACACAGAGUUUAUUAUGAACAUUCCGACAAAACUGUGGACGCUGAGUACAUCUUCAAGUGCUUCUGACGGUGACCGAGCUAUCACCAAACAUUUUAAAGGACAUUAUGACCCUGGGCAUAGACUAUCUUCUACAACCAAGACUUCUGUUUCUCCUAUUUCAAGACAAAAACAAGACAUUACUUUAUGGCCCACUCAAGAAAUUCCAUCCAAAGGUCAAAACUUUCUUCACUCCCAGUUACCCCUCGUGAUGCAUGGAGUUGUCUCAAAAGAAAACAAAAUUUUUCCAACCAGAUCCUCUUCACUGGUAGGAACCAUUGCACAAAAAGGACAACACCAAGCUUCGGACAAAAUAUCUCUGUAUCCUCACAACGCUUUAAAGGAAUAUAGUGUGUCUUUUUUGAGUCAAAAAACACAAGAUGGGUCUUCAAUGAGACUGCCAGGUUGGACAACGAUUGCUGCUUUGGAAAUGUUGCAAAGACCCUACACUAUAAUGCCCCUGUGGCCUGGACAUAGUCUACAGGGUAAUAUUAACUCUGUUACUGAAAGGAUGCCUACACCUGAGGGACACUUUCCAAGUACGCAGAGAGGCCUCCCAACAAGGACAUCUUCCACAAAUGUCUCCCGAGGGAAUGUUGACACUGUACACACGCUAGUGGCCACUUUGGUUAAAACCAUUUCUCCCUCCCAGUAUGGAACCCCUGUGGAUAUGGUGCCACUUAGAGCAGACAGUGACAUUUUUGACAAACAGAAAGACUUCACUACAAAAAGUCUUCCCUGGUCACAAUUAACAAAUGGAAAAAAGGCCAAUGAUCCCUCCGGGACUCUUUCUUCUUUGGAAGCUCGUCUACCUCAGGUCCAGCCCACGAUGGAUGGUCCCAGAAAGUCUUUGUAUGCUUACACCCAGUCACGAUGUCGGCAGACCAAGCUAACGGCGACUGGCCUUUCUGUCGCUUCUCUCAUUCCAAAAGUAAAUGCGUGCGUUAUGGAACUCUGUAGGUUUUUCCAGCAGUGUCUAUGUGCUAGACAAGAAAAGUAUUCAAGACACAAGAACAAGAGGCAAUGUACAAAGUACUAUCCCUGGUACCUGAAAAAUGCCACUUACAUCUGUGACAAAGUUCAAAGAAAUCCACAUAGGCGCAAAACCACAUAUGCUCAAGAAUCCGGAGUCUCCCCUGUUUUAUCAGAACUUACUGAUCUACCGUUAAGAAACAUUAAUAACUUUACCUUCAAUGGAGUCUUCAAAAAUAUAGAGGGUGUUUCAUCAUUUCUUGAUUGCCUUGGUUCCCACUUUACUUGGUUACAAGUUAUAUUUACAAAUUUUCCUGCGCUGCUUAAUUUUGUGAGCAAGUUGAAGUGUGUGACCGGGCUAUGCCCCAAAGACCUGGAGGAUUACGGCUGCGCCUGUAGAUACGAGCUGGAGGGGCUUCCUGUAGAUGCGGCUGACAGCUGCUGUUUCCAGCAUCGGAAAUGUUAUGAAGAAGCUCAGGAGAUGGACUGUGCCUGGGACCCAUCCCAAAUUGUUGCAGAUGCCAGCUGCCUCUCAAAGAACAUAACAUGUGAGUCUGGCCACGAAUGUGAGAAACUCCUAUGUGACUGUGACAAAGCUGCCAUUGAGUGUUUUGUGAACACGCACAUUAACUCCUCAACAAAAGGAAUGGAUAUCGCCUUCUGCCCAGCUCCUGUUACAGUUUUCCCAGAAACUACAGUCAAGAAAAGUGAGAUGAUGUUGGAUUCAAAAUCACAGCAAAAUAGAAGUGUGGAUACACCUUAUGUUGCAACAGAAGAAGGAGAACAGAUUGGUUUGCAAAUUGACGUGACCGCAUUCCCUUCCGCAGAAGAGAUAAUCACACCGGUUACAAGUGCUGCCAGCGGAGACACCGUGAUAUCUGCCUCUGGAACUCCAGGUGAUGCAGACAGCAACAUAACGCCAGCAGAUGAGAGCACUUUCCAACCAUCUGACAUUACCUCCACAAAGUCAGAUUUGAAAUUAGCAGAAGAAAGUACACAGGAUUCUGCCGCAUCCCCCCUGUCUGCUGCGACACGCAGCCACGCUCCGGAAUCAAUAGAACAAGUGUGUGACAGGUUUCACUUCCACAAACUGAAAGACGACGGAAAUGUGAUGAGCGAGUUACCGCUGCUGGGGGAAAUGCUGUACUGUCUGACGGGCCGGUGUCCCGAGGAGUUUGAAUCGUACGGCUGCUACUGUGGACAUGAAGGGAAAGGGAACCCGCGGGAUGUAUUGGACAGCUGCUGUUUCUCCCAUCAAUGCUGCAUAGAACAUCUACAGAGAAUAGGCUGUUUAGCAGACAAGAACAUCAGGUCGGAGGUCGAGUGCGUGGACCAAACGCCUACAUGUAUGGGGUGGAGCAUUUGCGACAAGCUGCACUGUGCGUGCGAUAAGGCGGCUGCCGAAUGCAUGGCCUCCGCUCCAUUGAAUGCCACCAUAAGGGCAGUGAGCAGGAGGCAAUGCCAGGAGGAAGAGCAGGUGCUGUGCAGUAACGCAGGAGGCGAGGAGAAGCCGGAACGGACUUUCGGGACGCACUCUGUGAGCUCCAGCUCAGAAGAAAGCAGCGAAGAAGACAGCCCCAUGAGAGACAUCGUGAGGUCCGGACACUCCAGAUCCCCGUUGCCAAGAGGAGGAAGACGGACACGCUCUCUGUAUUUGGGAAAUUAAUAGGAGGCGGCUCAUAUUGUAAAAGAUGAAGAUUAGAAUUUUUCAUUUGUAUAUUCAUAGAGAGCAGAUAGCAUUGACUUCAAUGGAAGAAAAUACCAUUUUGAGCAUUAAAGGGUUAGGUCAUUGGGGGGUAUGGCAAUGAAAGGCUUGGUAAAACAUGCGCUGGGAAACGGAUAAAACGCAUGGAAAUAGAUGCUCUAGGCGUGUUUUAGUUACGAGGACUCCACGCAUUUUGCUUUUACUAAUACAAACUACUAUACUGGUAGCGCAUGUUAACGCCAUGAGUAAAAUAUAUUGUGCUGUAUAAAUACAACCGUAAUAAUGUAGUAUACAAUAUAGGGAGUGAGCACAUAGGAAACCAUGGGGCAGAUGUAUUAACCUGGAGAAGACGUAAGGAAGUGAUAAACCA
Molecule: messenger RNA, 3925 nt
Organism: Pseudophryne corroboree (corroboree frog)
Lineage: Eukaryota; Metazoa; Chordata; Amphibia; Anura; Myobatrachidae
Exons: 29
Coding region: 187-3516 (1109 amino acids)
Biological process (GO): phospholipid metabolic process; lipid catabolic process; arachidonate secretion
Molecular function (GO): A2-type glycerophospholipase activity; calcium ion binding
Source: RefSeq, a predicted model, not a curated record